CAUUCCCCCACAUCGCAGGUUCCACCUUUAUUAGAUUUCUUAUUUUUAUCUUUUUCAUUUUUUAUGGCAUUACAUUUCUCUUCGUCACUCUCCCUCACUCGGAUGCUUGACAGAAAGGUAUCUCAUUGGUAGUGCUGCUCGUCUUGACAAGAGAACGUCAGCCAUUCCAUUUCUCUCCGGCGGUGCUCUCUGUCGGCGGUUUACUGUAGCAUUUGGGACCAUACAAUGGUUCAUGUAAAUGUGAAGAACAAGAAGAAUGCUUCAGUCCAGUUGAACUACAUAAUCCACAUUGAAGAGAUCAAGCCAUGGCCACCAUCUCAAUCUCUGAGGUCUCUCCGGUCUGUACUAAUUCAGUGGGAACAUGGUGACCGCCAUUCAGGCUCUACCAAAGCUGUAGUCCCAUCAAUUGGGACAGUAGUUGGCGAGGGGAAGAUUGAAUUCAACGAGUCCAUUAGAUUGCCAGUCACUUUGGCGAGGGACCUAAAAGCCAAGGAUGGUGAUGUGUUCAAGAAGAGUCGGAUAGAGUUCAACUUGUGUGAGCCUAGGAGGGAAAAUAAGGCCCAGUUGCUUGCUACUGCUGUAAUAGACCUGGCAGAUUAUGGCGUGGUAAGAAAUACAACUAGUGCUAGUGCUCCAAUGAAGAGCACUCGGAGCUUUACAAACAGUUCCCAGCCUGUUUUGUUCAUUAAGAUCCAGCCAGCUAGUAAAGGCCAUCCUGGAUCUAAAGUCCAGGAUGGAGGCUUAUCUAGAGGUGUAUCGCUUGGUACGAAUGGUGGCGAUUCGGUGUUGGGGUUGAUGAAUGAAGAGUUUGCCGAGGAAGCUGAGCUUUCUACUUUCACUGAUGAUGAUGUGUCAUCUCACUCUUCCAUGAGCAACAGCGGAGUUCCUGCUCAUGAAAAGAAUGAACCAAAUGGAGUGACAAAUAGUAAUGGAGGGCUCAUGCAAGAGCAUGCAAAUGCUUCAAAACUGAGGCUUGAAAACAAUAUUCAAUCACAAGAAAAUUUGAAGGGGAGUUCUUCACGUUCAUCAUCUUCUGUAGAUUUAUCUUCUGAUCCAGGAAGCCCAAUAAACGGUCAUGCUUCUGUGGUGAAGUCUCUUGAUUCCACUUCAGUCUUAAAUCCAAGGAAUGAACAGAGCCUUCAAUCCUCUUCGUCACACACUACGGAUGUAAUAGUAGAGGAGGCUGUUGAAAGUCGAAGCAGUGAUGACCAUGGAGGUUCAGCGUAUGUGGAUGGUGUAGAAAUUGAAAGUCGAAGCAGUGAAGACAUGAAUGAGAGAGAAUACCAGGGAAGUGAACAGAGCACUGAAACCACAGACAUUGGAAUGAGAGGAAGCUUUACGAAACCAGAUAGACUGAAGAACGUGAGAUCAGUGAGGUCUGCAUCAGAUUCAGGUAGGAGUAAUGGAGGUGUCAGCAGAAGUCAGCCCGCAACUGAACAAGUUGAUGUGCUGGGAGAUGAUCAGAACAGUGUUGGGAGCAUGAGAGUUAGUGAAAGAAAAAGUGCCAAGAUCUUUCCGAAGGACACCAGCACCACUGUGUUAGGUGGCAAAAUGCAGCAGUUGGAGCACAAGAUCAAGGUGCUCGAAGGAGAGCUGCACUUUACUCUGUUGUUGCUGAGCAUGGAAGCUCCAUCAAAGUGCGGUUUCAGGAAUGGUUCUAGUGGCAAAGUCAUGUGGCAACGAUGUCCCCAGGUAUGAUAGUUGAAGCUCUAUCAGAUGCUAUAUGUGUAGCAAGGCGUGCGAUAGUUCUUUGAUACCUUGGUUUUGGAUCCUUUAUUGCCCAAUGCAGAUUGACAUUUUGGUUGUCAAACUCGGUUGUACUGAGAGCAAUCAUAAGCCAAGCAAUGUAUGAGUCAGCGGAAAUGAAUUGUGCUGAAAAGCAAAACGAAGUGAUAUCAUCAUUGACUUCUAGCAGAAAGGGAAAGGGAAGUGCAAUAUCUGGUGAUAAUGAAGAUUGGGAGGACCCUCGCACUUUCAUAUCAGCGCUUGAGAGAGUUGAAGCUUGGAUCUUUUCCAGAACUGUAGAAUCCAUUUGGUGGCAGGUUGUUUCCUUCUCCUUCUUUGUUAACGUUGUUACUUCCUUUUUUUCAAUAUUACUUAAUGUUGACUUUUUCCAUGGCCCUGUGUGUUUCAGACUCUUACACCACACAUGCAAUCUGCAGCCACAAAAGGGAUUGACAAAGUCAGUUCAUCAGACUCCAACAAAAACCUUACUCGGUCCUCAAGUUCAUGUGAUCAAGCGCAGGGGAACUUUUCAUUGGAGCUUUGGAAGAAUGCAUUCCAGGAUGCCUGUGAAAGGCUUUGUCCAGUUCGAGCAGGAGGACAUGAAUGUGGUUGCUUGCCUGAGCUAGAAAGACAGGUGAUGGAGCAAUGUGUGUCUAGAUUGGAUGUGGCUAUGUUCAAUGCAAUACUCCGCGAAUCUGAUGACGAAAUCCCCACAGAUCCAGUGUCUGAUCCCAUAAGCGAUCCAAGGGUUCUCCCAAUCGCAGCUGGGAUAGCAAGCUUUGGAGCUGGUGCACAACUAAAAAAUGCGAUUGGAAACUGGUCGAGAUGGCUCACCGACCUAUUUGGCUUGGACGAUGAUGAUGUUGACCCUUGUGAGGACAACAACGAUGACCCAGAUGAGGAUGAUGACAGACAAGACACUUCCUUCAAAUCUUUCUAUCUGCUUAAUGCUCUUAGUGAUCUUAUGAUGCUUCCAAAGGACUUGCUCUUAAGUAGAACCAUAAGGAAAGAGGUGUGUCCUACAUUUGGGACACCAUUAAUCAAGAGGAUUCUAUAUAGUUUCGUCUCGGAUGAGUUCUGUCCUGAUCCUGUACCAAAUAUUGUCCUUGAAGCCUUAGAGUCCAAGGACAAUGCCCCGGCUGAAGAGGGUUGUGUUACCACUGUGCCAUGCAUUGCAGCUCCUCCAAUCUAUCUACCAUCUUCAUCAGCUUCUGUUGCUGCCACAAUUGGAGAGCUCGGAAAACAGUCCCAGCUCAGGAGAAGUGGUUCGUCCGUGCUGAGAAAAGCAUACACUAGUGACGAUGAGCUCGACGAGCUGAAAUCGCCUCUGGCUUCAAUCUUCCCCGACCUGAUGUCUUGUUCAUCAUCAUCCCCUGCAGCCUGGAAACUGAAGGAGGGGCAGAACCCGGUAAGGUACGACCUUCUGAGGGAGAUAUGGAAAAACAGUUAGUAGUCUGAUCUUGUAAACAACCACAUAGUAGUAUAUAGAACGGGGAAAUCAUAACUGUUGUACAAAUUUUUUGGUUCUUGUUCGCCUUCUUCUUCACGUGUGUUUAUACAAAUUGAGAACCCAUCUAUUCUAGCCAUGAAGAAAGACUCGAACUUUACAUUUACUGAAGUGCCAUGGGCUUAAGAGUUGCAUAUUGCUUCGUUCUGAGUUCUGCUUAGCUGCUGUUGUUUAACCACUGAACAGACUUCAAA
Linum tenue is the source of this 3426-nucleotide messenger RNA. NCBI's taxonomy places the organism in Eukaryota, Viridiplantae, Streptophyta, Magnoliopsida, Malpighiales, Linaceae. The record is from the annotation of a GenBank genome assembly.